AUGGCUGCAGAGGACAUCCAGGAGGAGCUGACCUGCCCCAUCUGUCUGGAUUAUUUCCAGGGUGCGGUGUCCAUAGAGUGCGGCCAUAACUUCUGCCGCCACUGCCUACGCCAUAACUUGGCACAGGGCGGCGACCGCUUCCCCUGCCCCGUGUGCCGAGAGCCGUCCUCAUCCGCCGCGCUUAGGCCCAACUGGGCCCUGGCCCGGCUGGCGGAGAAGGCGCGGCGCCGGCACCGGGCUCCAGAUUCCUGCGGCCUGUGCGACCGCCACCUGGAGCCCCUGCGGCUCUUCUGCGAGGACGACCAGCGGCCCGUGUGCCUGGUGUGCAGGGAGUCCCAGGAGCACCAGGACCACUCCAUGGCGCCCGUGGAUGAGGCCUUCGAGAGCUACCGGGAGAAGCUCCUAAAGACUCAACAGAGUCUAAUGGCCAAGAUGGAGAAAGUCACACAUUUACAGGACGCGGAAAUGAAGAAUGCUGCAGAGUGGAAGGACAAGAUGAAUAACCAGCAGUUGAGAGUCAGUGUCCAGUUUGCAAAGCUGCACCACUUCCUGGAAGACGAAGAGCAACUGUUUCUUCAGAGGCUGAGCGAAGAAGAAAAAGAGACAAAGAAGAAACAAGCUGAGAACACAUUAAGGCUCAGUCGGACGAUCACUUCCUUAAAGAAUCUCAUGCUAGAGGUAGAGAAGAAGAGUCAGAGCUCCACCCUGGAGUUGCUUCAGAAUCCAAAAGAUCUUUUGAUCAGGAGUGAGAACCAGGAUGUAAACUAUUCCGUUGAAGUUCUACAGGUGAAGACUCAGUGCCAUGUACCAUUGAUGAAGGAAAUGCUGAAGCGAUUCCAAGUGGCUAUCAGUGUAGCUGAAGACACAGCUCACCCCAAACUUGUCUUCUCCCAGGAAGGGAGGUACAUGCAAAAUGGAACACCAGCCAGUUCUUGGCCGGUAUUUUCUUCAGCAUGGAACUACUUUACCACACGGAGGAAUCCUCAGCAGACCACGCAUUCUGUGAAGAGAUUUCAACACUUACCAAGUGUUUUGGGAAAAAACAUUUUUACUUCAGGGAAAUAUUACUGGGAAGUUGAGAACCAAAGUGGCCUGGUGAUUGCUGUGGGAGUGUGUCGGGAGGACGUCCUGGAGAUUGUUAAUCAUUCAGAAAUAUCCCCUGAUGUGGGCAUCUUGGCUAUUUGUUGGAGCUCCACCUGCUAUUGGCCCCUAACAGGUAACCCUGUAGUUUCCACCAGUGUAGAGCCAGCUCUUCAGCGAGUGGGAGUUUUCCUAGAUUAUGAGGCUGGGGAUGUCUCAUUCUACAAUGCUGUGGAUGGAGUGCACAUACACACGUUUUCUUGUUCUUUUGUCUCACAUCUCCGGCCAUUUUUUUGGUUGAGCCCAUUAGCAUCUUUAAUCCUCCCACCAGUGACUGGUGGGAAAUGAGGCUGUUCUUUCCUUACCCAAGAAUCUCGGCCUAUAUCCCAGCCCAGGGUCACCCAUCCUCUUCUUUCACUGUAUACAUCCUGAUCCUUUGUAGUACAUGAGAAAUACUCAUUCAGACUCCAGUUUCAUGUUUUGUUCAACUCCCUGUAUAUUCUGUGCAUGGACAGAAAGGGCAGACCCUGUUGUUGCCUUUCUAGUAGCCAUUUGCCCCACUUCUCUGCUUUUUUUCCCUUGUUCUUUCUAAUUGAACCAUUUGGUAUGUGCUCUCUGCAUGUGUCAGGAGAAGCAGUUCCAUGUGAGAUAAUUAUGGCCAAUGAGAUAGGAUGGGGAAUUUUCCAAGGUGGGGAAACUUUCUGGGAAAUGUUUUUGUAGCUUCUAAAAAGCGGCAUUUGGGAACACGGCCCCCUUUCUGAUGUUAGCAGCUGUGCAGAAAUUGAGGAAGGUACAGUAACAUUGGGAAGGAAGAAGAAACACGGUGUUCGUUGGCAUCGUUUCUUGUUAUAUGAGAUUAUUGCUCCCUUUUCGUAUAAGGCCAUUUUAGUUGCAUUUUGGUUAGUUGCAGUCUGAACUAUCCUAACUGGUGCUGUAGGCACAUAGUGUGGACAUCCCACAGUUCAGGCUUAUGUCACUUUUUCUGAAACCUGACAAAUUUAUAGAAUCCAGAUUCAAUUCAGUUGAGUAAUUCCUCUUUCCAGUUAGUACUAAUACCCCUCACUUUUCUGGACCAGAAAGCUGAGGCAGUCUUCCCUUACUCUGCCCAGAUUCUUCCUCUUCUUCACUCGACCAGGUCUCAGCCUUCACGUGUUCAUUAUCCAUCCAUUUGUCAAAAUUAUAUGUUGUAUGUACAAGUUCAUUAAUAUAUUGAAAAUGUUCAAAAACACUUAAGUAUUUACACUGUGCUAGCCUGCUUACAAAAUGCUUUUAUAUGAAUCUUGUAAGAGCUCUCGGUGAGAUGGAAAUUAAAAUCCUAUUUUUACGAGUGAGAAAACAAACUUUUGGAGUAACUCACUCAUUAUUGCUUAACUGGCAAAUGGGAGUGUUGGGGUUAAAUUCUACAUGUUUUUCUACUUUAUUUUGGGGGGGAUUUGAGUAAAUAUCUCAAAUCAACUUUUAUUUGUAAGCA
Messenger RNA from Artibeus jamaicensis (Jamaican fruit-eating bat), 2551 nucleotides. It is a transcript of the gene TRIM4, whose product is annotated as tripartite motif containing 4. Bases 1 to 1428 code for a protein of 475 amino acids. Gene Ontology annotation, molecular function: zinc ion binding; protein binding. The transcript has 6 exons. Lineage: Eukaryota; Metazoa; Chordata; Mammalia; Chiroptera; Phyllostomidae. The record is from RefSeq and is a predicted model, not a curated record.